AUGCAAAACAAUUGGAUUAAGUGCAUCAGACAGGAAAUAAAUGAUUUCAAAUGGCUUCCAUCAAAAAAUGCAAGAAUAUGCAGUGACCAUUUCUGUAAUAAAGAUUAUAAGGGUUAUGAUGGAGAAAGAAAGGUAAUGCUGAAGAAAAGCAUUCCCAUGUUUUCAAAAAAAUUUCUGGAAAAGUUUAAAAAAAUUAGAACAUAUGACUCUGAUCAAAAAUCAUUCGCGUUGACACUGCAUUUGUAUGGGCAUAAGGCAUAUGAUUAUCUUUGGACAAAUGGCUUACAUCUUCCUCACACUAGGACAUUAAGAAAGUAA
Helobdella robusta is the source of this 318-nucleotide messenger RNA. RefSeq lists its product as hypothetical. The record is from RefSeq and is a predicted model, not a curated record. The transcript is spliced from 2 exons. NCBI's taxonomy places the organism in Eukaryota, Metazoa, Annelida, Clitellata, Rhynchobdellida, Glossiphoniidae. The coding region runs from base 1 to 318 and encodes 105 amino acids.